Poecilia reticulata (guppy) is the source of this 2865-nucleotide messenger RNA. RefSeq lists its product as uncharacterized. Gene Ontology annotation, molecular function: DNA-binding transcription factor activity, RNA polymerase II-specific; RNA polymerase II cis-regulatory region sequence-specific DNA binding. Gene Ontology annotation, biological process: regulation of transcription by RNA polymerase II; embryo development. Gene Ontology annotation, cellular component: nucleus. The record is from RefSeq and is a predicted model, not a curated record. Lineage: Eukaryota; Metazoa; Chordata; Actinopteri; Cyprinodontiformes; Poeciliidae.
CUCGUUUACAGUUUCUUCAGAGCAGCCAAAGUGAAACACACGGAAAGACACAGAGCACACGGUAGCGUUAGCUUUUCUUUUGUUAGAAGGUAAUUUGAAAACUGGUUUGGUGUUUUAGGUAAAUAUUUCCGUGUUUGCAGUAAACAUGUCUUCAGUUCAGCCUCAGAUAGAGUUUAUCAACGAGCAGGAAACUCCUGCUGGAGAAACAUUCACGGAGUUUAAAGAAAUCAAAGUCAAGAUCGAGGAAGAGAUGGAGGAUCAGACUGAAAUCAACGUUAAGUCCGAGGAAGAGAUGGACGAUCAGCGCAGACUGAUGGAUUUCACCAGGAUACCGAAGAUCAUCUUACACCGGAUAGAUCUCCCACAGUGCUGGGUGUAUAAAGAGGAGGAGGUUCUCAAUGAAUUCACAGAUUGUUUCAAGGAGGAGAACUCCACUGUAGGACAAGAGGAACCAGAAGCUCUGAAGAUAAAACAAGAGCAAGAGUUCAAAGAGGAAGAGAAGCCACUCUGCAUUAGUCAGGAUGAAGGGCAUCUUGUGCUGAAACAGGAGACUGAUGACAUUUUGGUGAAUCCUCCUAAUGUGCAAAGAAUCCACAAUGAAACAGAACCACAGAGGAACCAACUCAUCUCUCAUGGUUCUCCAGAAGCUGAGAACCAGGAUAAGGAAGGAAGCAAUUCUGAAGACCCAGGAAAAAAGAAAGAACAGAAACACAACGAAAGAUGUCAGAAAACUACAAAUUGGAAAAGUAAAACUGACAGUUCAAAGCAAAAAACACACAAGGAAGCUCACCUACACCAACAAUUGUAUUCUUGUAAAGUUUGUGAUAAAACCUUUUCUCAAAGGAGAUACCUGACUAAACACACUAGAAUUCAUUCGGACAAGAAGCCUUUCACGUGUUCAGUCUGUGGUAAACGUUACGUUCAAAAGUUCAGUUUAAUUUAUCACAUGAGAAUUCACACAGGUGAGAUGUUCUCAUGCAUUAAUUGUGGGAGAAAUUUCAGUAGGCAAUCAUCUUUAAGAAAUCAUAUGAAAAUUCACACGGGCGAGAAACCUUUCUCAUGUGUCACCUGUGAAAAAAGGUUCUGCAGUAAAUCCAGAUUAAAUAUCCACAUGAUGAUUCACACAGGAGAGAAACCUUUCUUAUGUGGCACCUGCGGAAAAGGUUUCCGAUUCAAAUCUAAGUUACUUGGUCACAUGAGAAUUCACACAGGUGAGAAGCCUUACUCGUGUGGGACCUGUGGAAAAAGUUUCGCUGUGAAAGAUAAUUUAGAUCAACACAUUAGAUGUCACACAGGUGAGAGGCCUUUCUUGUGUUCUAUCUGCGGUAAAAGUUUUACUAAUAGAUCUGGUAUAACUUAUCACAUCAGAACUCACACAGGUGAGAAGCCUUACACAUGUGUGACCUGUGGAAAAAGUUUUUCCCAAAGAACCGUUUUAAAAUACCACAUCAGAACUCACACAGGUGAGAAACCUUUCUCUUGUGUGACUUGUGGAAAGGACUACCCAUCCAGAUCUCAGUUAAAUUGUCAUAGGAGGAGUCACACGAGUGAGAAGCAUUUCUCAUGUCCAAGCUGUGAAAAAAAAUUCUUCACUAAAAUUGCUUUAGCCACUCACAUGAAGACUCASACAGAUGAGAAGCCUUUCUCAUGUGUGACUUGUGCAAAAAGCUACAGAACCAAAUCUGAUUUAAAACGUCACACGAUGAUUCACACAGGUGAGAAGCCUUUCCUGUGUGAGAAGUGUAGAAAAAGUUUUCGAAGCAAAUAUGAGUUACUGAGUCACAUGAAGAUUCACACAUGUGAGAAGCCUUUCUUGUGUGAGACCUGUGGAAAAAGUUUCCCUGCAAAAGCUUGUUUAGAUCAACAUGUUAGAGGUCACUCAGGUGAGAGGCCUUUCGUGUGUAUUACCUGUGGAAAGAGUUACAUUGGAAGAAGCAGUUUAGCUUAUCACAUGAGGAUUCACACAGGGGAAAAGCCUUUCUCUUGUGUGACCUGUGGAAAAAGUUUUCGAUGCAAACCUCAGUUAACUAGUCAUAUGGUGGCUCACAUGAGUAAGAAACCUUUCUCAUGCACAAGUUGUGACAGAAGUUUUUUAAACAAAAUUAGUUUAACUUAUCACAUGAAGACUCACACGGGUGAAAACCUUUUUUCAUGUGUGAAUUGUGGAAAAAGCUAUCAAAGCAGAACUAAUUUAAAUCGUCACAUGAUAACUCACACAGAUGAAAAGCCUUUUUCUUGUGUGACUUGUGGAAAAAGCUUCCAUAGCAAAUUUAAUUUAAAUCGUCACAUGACGAUUCACAAGUGAGGAGCCUUCCUCAUGUGUGACCAGUGGGAAAAGUUUCACUCAAAAAAAUGAAAGCUUAACCGCUCAUGUGAGAGCAACAUAAUGUGAAUCUUUCCAUGAAACUGUUUUAUUUCAAGUGUUUUUAAAAAAUUAACUACGUAUUUUUAAAAGUGAUAUUUGUAGUGUCUUAAAGGAACAAUGCAUUUGAAAAUUUUUAGUUUUACAUUAAACCUCUUUGGAGUCUUUGUGUGUUUAUCCUUUGUUGUGUUUAUACUUUUAGUUCCAUGAUUUUGGUUAGUGGUUAUCUGUUACUGUAUGAACUGGUAGAAUCUCAAAUUAAUUUUGCUAAUAUUUUCUGAAUUUGAACCUAAAUAUACAUUAUUAUAGGUGCCAUACAUUGUGGAGCAAAAGUUAAACAGAUAUCAGACAAAAUAACCGUUAAACAUGAACACAACACCCACAUUUCUGUAUCACAUUUGUUUUUUUAGUGGUUUGAUGUUAUGCUGCGAUUUUAAAGAUGUUUUUAUUGCCUGUAAAUGGAAAACCAUCGUAUUUAAAAGAAAUAAAGGCUCACAUAUUCA